AUGGAGUCUAAUAUGUCCAUAUAUACAGCACUUCUUACUUUGGAAUCACUGGACAUUUCACCAGCUUAUAAUUUACCACUGUUCAUGUUCGGAACCCUUACAUAUUGUGCCAUUUUAUUUUUCAACAUUACCUUACUUCUAAUAAUUGCUUUGAACCAUAAUCUUCAUAAACCUAUGUACAUACUGUUAUUUAACAUGCCAAUCAAUGACAUUGUAGGUGCUACUGCUUUUUUUCCUCAGCUGAUCUCGAGUAUACUGUCACAGAAUAGAUCAAUUACGUAUUCUGCAUGUUAUGUGCAAGCCUUCAUGACACACUUGUAUGGAUCAGGAGCACUUCUUAUCCUGACCGCUAUGGCUUAUGACAGAUAUAUUGCCAUUUGUUACCCAUUGAAAUAUAACACCAUAAUGUCUGCAAAUAACUUGUUCAAGAUAAUCCUUACAUUAUGGAUCCUAGAUUUUGCAUUGGUUGGUUUUCUACUUGGUCUGAGCUACCGACAAGAGAUUUGUAACACAAGAAUAGUAGACAGUUUCUGUAAUAAUCCAAGUUUGAUGAAGCUUAUAUGUGGGGAUGUAAGAUUAAAUAACUACUAUGGACUGUUUCUUACAAUUUUUCUUCAAGGAGUAUCACUGCUUGUAGUUUUGUUCACAUACAUCCAAAUCCUAUUCACCUGUAUCUCUAAAAAACAAUCUGAUGCUAAAAGGAAAGCACUUCAGACAUGUGGCACACACCUAGUUGUUUUCUUAUGUGUAGAAUUCAAUGCAUUAUUUGCCUUAAUUUCACACAGAUUUGAGAAUGUAUCCCAGUACUUAAGGAGGGGCUUUGGUGUGUCUGUGAUGAUAUUUCCUCCUUUUAUGAAUCCUCUAAUAUAUGGAUUGAAAACAAAAGAAAUUCGAAAGAACGCUUCACUUUUCAUACAUAAAAAGAUAUCUCAGUCAUAA
Molecule: messenger RNA, 939 nt
Organism: Tachysurus vachellii
Lineage: Eukaryota; Metazoa; Chordata; Actinopteri; Siluriformes; Bagridae
Product: olfactory receptor 52B2-like
Exons: 1
Coding region: 1-939 (312 amino acids)
Biological process (GO): G protein-coupled receptor signaling pathway
Cellular component (GO): membrane
Molecular function (GO): G protein-coupled receptor activity; olfactory receptor activity
Source: RefSeq, a predicted model, not a curated record